GGGCCCUGGCCGGGUGAUAUGAGGCCUGUAGGAAAGAGUGAAGCCUGAGCUAGAUUACCCCUCCCAUCGAGUGUGCCAAGAUGGCGCUUAUAUCCUGCUUCCUGCUUAGUAAACAACACACCCUGUAAGACAGUCCGCCCAGCAACAACUGCCGUUAGCCAAUCAGCUUGCCUUGCCUACUUUAAUAUGAUUGGACACUGUAUCCGUAUAUAUACUGGUGCCACCCUUGGGGAGAGGCAGAAUAGGAAGGAGAUAUAGGAGAGAAUAGAGUAAGAGAGAAGAAGCGCAGAGAGAAGCACGCAAGGAGCCGCGGAGGGCGGACCAGAGGAGGCUUCCCUCGGGCGGGAUCGGGGAUCCCGGAGCAGGCUGUACGGAGAGAGAGAAUAAACGGAAAGGUUGUCCGCCAACAACUCUUGUCGUGUGCCUUUCCUGCCGGCCGGGACUGACACCGACAAUUGGUGGCCCGUACGGGGAACUGAUCACCCCCGAGACGAGGCGGACAACGCUCCAGUACUGCACUGCAGGACAGGAACCAGGAAGAGAACCAUUGUGGGUUCCAGAACGGCUGACGCGCGUAGCGAAUCCAACGGAGCGCAAUGCAGGGGACACUCCAAAACUCAACGGCAACGAACAGCCCGGUCAAGAUCGGUCCGACCAGGAUACUGCUGCUCGACCGAGCGAUACCGUAUGACUUCUGGAGCACAAUAAUGAUUAUGCUCUCUAUAGUAAUUGGUUCUCUUUUAGGGUACGGCGCAGCCAGAAUGGCUAGGCCACGCCGCCUCCCGGCAACCCCUUUCCUCCUGGCUCUGAUGCUCACCACCACCACUGAAAUAGGAGCAGACCUGGUAUGGGCGGCAAUACACCAUCCGCCAGCGCUGGCCAUGAUUUCUACUACAGCCCCCUCUCUCCCAAAGCUGUACGCAAAAAACUGCUCCGCCAGAUUGCCCUGCAUACCAGAUAUACCGCUAACCAUCAAACCCAUACGUUUUGACCUCCCCAUCACUAAUGAUGUGGUCAUCUUUUCCACUGUUAGCUACCCCUCAUGUCAUCUGGGAUCAUGCAUAGGCUUCCUGCCCUUUUUUAUAAAAUGGCACGACACCUCCCUGACGGUAAAGUUGUCCGCCCCAUUUCUGUAUCCGCCUGAAUGUUCGGGUAAACACGCUAGCCAACUAGCCUGUAGACCCCGAGCAGCCAUGCACACUCGUCCCGAUUUUCCCACAUGCCCGUACCGUGUAUCCCCAAGCCGUAAAAGACAGAUGGUGGAUCUGUCACAACUUUCGUGGCAGCCCUGCACUGUCGAUGGCGUGGGAGUUACUUAUCUAAACAUGUCUUGGUGGUCCCGGUUCUCUCUUCCACGCAGUACAGACAUACUCACUGUGACUGGGUGGGAGUCACAGCGACACCAAUAUUUUGAUGGCGCUGUGACUUGGUGGGAGCCCUACAAGGAAAUAAGCAACAAUUUGGCAACAAGUUUCCCCUUCCCCCUUAAUGAAAAUUGGUUAUGCCUCUCCACGGGAGCCUGCAUGGACUUAAGACCUGUGCUUGCUAUUAACGCCUCUGCCUCUAAUGGAACCACCAAUGUCACCCUUAACUCUGAGGCCGCAUGUGUAAAACCGCCCUACUUAUGGGUGUUCUCUGUUGACAUCACCUUCAAGUGCAGUAACCAAUCUUGUUUUACAGGGAACUGCUGGAAUGGGUCUUUCCCGUAUGCUAUGCUGGCUCUUCGACCCCCACUGAUGUGGGUUCCCUUUAACGAAUCUGUUUGGGUUCAUCCCGUCUACCAACAGGACCAGCUACCCAUGCUCAGGCAUAAGAGGGAUUUUGGGAUCACAGCGGCCUUGGCAGCACUGUUCGUGACUCUGACUGCAACGGCUGUGACGGCUGCCGUUGCUCUGACUCAGUCCACGCUGACGGCGCAGGCCUUUGCCAAUCUUACAGACACCACCUCCUUGGCGCUGAGGGAACAGCAAGAAGUUAACCUCCUCCAGCACAACGCCAUAAUGGCACUACAGCAACAGAUCGACCUGAUUGCCCAAGAAGUCCAAGGACUUUGGGAGGUGGCUAACAAUUUGUGUGACGCCAGAUGGGCAUUCACCCAGUUAUGCGUUACCCCCAUUCAGGUUAACCGUUCGGCCUACAAGCAAUUUCAGGAUUAUGUUCUCACCACCUACAAUUCCUCCUUUUGGAAUGCUAGCGUGCGCCUAGAUAUGACCAUCCGGCAGCUAGAUCAGAUAGAAGUACCUAUACUUACAGCCUCCUUUUUUGAUGAUGUCCUAGGCCAGAUAGGCUCUUUCUUCAAACCCUCAUCACUUCUUGUGUAUGGGAUCAUUCUUGUUCUCAUGGUUGUCGCUCUCGUGACCCUCAGGUGCCUGCGGUCGAUAAGGACGACCCAAAAGACACAUAUGGCACUGAUGAUAUUGCUGGCCCAGAGUCAAGGGGAUUCCACUCCUAGUGCUUUCUGGGCUCAGGCCAGGAAGGCACGACUCCAAUGGUGAUUACUUAGUUCCUCAGUGUCACUCGGCGGACCCCUUCGUAUCUCCCCCAAACAUCAGCUCUAAGAGUUGAGUGGACAAGCCAAUGACGGGUAAGACGGGAGAAGUUCUCCUGAUCAACCUAAGACAGGCUCCACUCCGAUAUACUUGGCCUGUAAGGCCGAGGGUCCCUCCGGGAGUAAAGUUAAUGGCAUUGAGAUGCGAGACCAAGGGUACUGCACUGCCAUCCGCCUCAAAGGUUGGGGGGAAGACAGGAAUGAAUGUCUAUAUGCAUCCAGGUUCGGUUCACAAAAGCCUGGCCCUGCAAAAAAAUGAACCACUCACCUUGAGCAUGGUCCUGGGCCAAGGAUAUGCACAAAACAAGGUGAUGCACAGCAGGGUAUAGACCUCUACAUUCUCUCAUGCCUCGGCCUACAAAGUAGGCCCACUCCUAGACACCUUAAAUGGACCCACAGACCACUCUAUCUUAAUAAAUAAAGAAGGGGGAGAUGUUGGGGGCCCUGGCCGGGUGAUAUGAGGCCUGUAGGAAAGAGUGAAGCCUGAGCUAGAUUACCCCUCCCAUCGAGUGUGCCAAGAUGGCGCUUAUAUCCUGCUUCCUGCUUAGUAAACAACACACCCUGUAAGACAGUCCGCCCAGCAACAACUGCCGUUAGCCAAUCAGCUUGCCUUGCCUACUUUAAUAUGAUUGGACACUGUAUCCGUAUAUAUACUGGUGCCACCCUUGGGGAGAGGCAGAAUAGGAAGGAGAUAUAGGAGAGAAUAGAGUAAGAGAGAAGAAGCGCAGAGAGAAGCACGCAAGGAGCCGCGGAGGGCGGACCAGAGGAGGCUUCCCUCGGGCGGGAUCGGGGAUCCCGGAGCAGGCUGUACGGAGAGAGAGAAUAAACGGAAAGGUUGUCCGCCAACAA
Cavia porcellus (domestic guinea pig) is the source of this 3397-nucleotide messenger RNA. RefSeq lists its product as uncharacterized. Bases 597 to 2495 code for a protein of 632 amino acids. The transcript has 2 exons. The record is from RefSeq and is a predicted model, not a curated record. NCBI's taxonomy places the organism in Eukaryota, Metazoa, Chordata, Mammalia, Rodentia, Caviidae.